Messenger RNA from Hypomesus transpacificus, 2178 nucleotides. It is a transcript of the gene alg8, whose product is annotated as ALG8 alpha-1,3-glucosyltransferase. The transcript is spliced from 13 exons. Gene Ontology annotation, cellular component: endoplasmic reticulum membrane. Lineage: Eukaryota; Metazoa; Chordata; Actinopteri; Osmeriformes; Osmeridae. Gene Ontology annotation, molecular function: dolichyl pyrophosphate Glc1Man9GlcNAc2 alpha-1,3-glucosyltransferase activity. The coding region runs from base 1 to 1572 and encodes 523 amino acids. Gene Ontology annotation, biological process: protein N-linked glycosylation. The record is from RefSeq and is a predicted model, not a curated record.
AUGGCGGCCCCCAUGGAUGAAAGUGGGAGUUGGUUCCCUGCAUUGGCGCUUGGAGUUUCUUUCUUAAAAUGUCUUUUGAUAAACGCAUAUCAUUCCACGGACUUCGAGGUGCAUAGAAACUGGCUCGCCAUCACACAUAGUUUACCAGUGUCCAAGUGGUAUUAUGAGAAUACCUCAGAGUGGACCCUUGACUACCCACCUCUCUUUGCCUGGUUUGAAUGUGGCCUGUCCCAUGUGGCACAGCACUUUGACAAGGAGAUGCUGGUGGUGCAGAACCUGGCCUAUGCUAGCUCUGCUACAGUCCUCUUCCAGAGACUCUCAGUCAUCGUAACCGACAUCGUCUUCAUCUACGCUGUCAGAGAGUGCUGCAGAACGGUCCGUCAGAACAGGAGCUCCAGGGAUGUUCUGGGGCAGCCCAGCUUCAUCCUGGCAGCUCUGCUGCUCUGGAACUUUGGCCUCCUUGUUGUCGAUCAUAUUCAUUUCCAGUACAAUGGUUUCUUGUUUGGUGUUCUGCUACUGUCCAUCGCAAGACAUUUACAGGCCAGACACUUGGAGGGAGCGCUGCUGUUUGCAGUCCUGUUGAACCUGAAACACAUCUACCUGUAUGUGGCUCCAGCGUAUGGCAUCUACCUGCUGAGGAGCUUCUGCUUCACCCAGGACAACACCGAUGGCUCGCUGAGGUGGAGCAGCUUCAGCCCCGUGCGUCUGGUGGCUCUGGGCAGCAUGGUGGUCUCUGUGUUCGCUCUGUCGUUCGGUCCUUUCAUAGCCAUGGGCCAGCUCCCCCAGGUCCUGUCUAGACUCUUCCCCUUCAAGAGAGGUCUCUGCCACGCCUACUGGGCCCCCAACAUCUGGGCCCUCUACAAUGGGCUGGACAAGGUUCUCUCUGUCCUGGGAGUGCGUUUCAAGCUGCUGGAUGUGAAGAAGCUUCCAGAAGCCUCGAUGACCGGCGGACUGGUGCAGGAGUUCCAGCACUCUGUCCUGCCCUCCAUCUCUCCCUCCAUCACCCUCAUCUGCACUCUGGCAUCCGUCCUGCCUGCGGUGGUGAGUAUCUGGCGUCGUCCGCGCGGAGCCCGUGGGUUCCUGCGCUGCCUGGUGGUGUGUGCCCUCAGCACCUUUAUGUUCGGCUGGCACGUCCACGAGAAGGCCAUCCUCAUCGCCAUCUUGCCCCUCAGCAUACUAGCGGUUGAGAGCAGAGAGGAUGCUAGGAUCUUCCUGAUGCUGGCCACCACAGGACACUACUCCCUGUUCCCUCUUCUCUUCACACCUGCAGAGCUGCCCGUCAAACUGCUGCUCAUGCUGCUGUUCACCCUCUACAGCUUCUCCUCCCUGAGGACGCUCUUCAGUGGCCAGGGCCCCCUUCUGCACCUUCUGGAAGCUUCCUACCUCCUGGGCCUUGUUGCUGUGGAGAUCAUCUGUGAGAUCCUCUACCAUCUUUUGCCGUGGCAGCAGACCCUGCCCUUUGUCCCCCUGCUGGUGACGUCGGUGUACUGCUCCGUUGGUGUGGCCUACUCCUUCCUCCUCCUCUACCUGUCCCUGCUGUGGCGUCCGGCAGACAAACACAAACGCCUGUGAGAGCCCGUCUCCUCCCAGCCGGCCAACCCUGACCUCCUGGCUCACGCUCUGGAGGGUUCCCUCGGCAACGACGUGUCGCUUCAACCAAUCCAGAACAGCGCUUAGCGACCGGUCUUAGGGGAAGGUGUUUUUGUGGGAACAGGUGUGCCUAGGCGGGUGUUGGACGACUCCCCUGUGAAGUGCUGAGUGUGUGUACAGUUAGAGUGUCUUUCCUCAGACGAGUCCACUGGUGAGGGGAUUUGUGGUGGUCUUUUUUGAGCGACAACUGCACAGGCGAUUUGUACGAUUAUGGACUAUGCAUUAUGGUAGUUGGUUUAACGCUCAGGUAAUCCAGGUGGGUUAAUGGGAUUAGAUCUGUACAGACCCGGCUCAGAGCUGCAGCAGGGAGCAAGCAGAUAUGAUUCCACUCAGCAGGAGCAGAGUUGGGGUAGUUCGAGGUAAAUCAUCACUGGAAUAGCUGAAGGAGAGCCAGAGGAGGGGUGGGUAAAAUAUGUAAAAAUUCUCUCCAACGAUGGACCAAAAGUAUAAACUUUUUAGGGACAGUAUGUGAAAUCAUCUUUAAACUCUGUUUUGUACCUUUUUGAAGUAAAACAUUUGUGUUGUGAA